AUGCUCUGGAAACAUUCCAGAUGGGCCUCUCGUCGCCCUGGAUUUCCAAGCUGGUCUUGGGCGGGAUGGAAGGGGACCAUCGCCACGAAGAUCGAGGGACUUCUUUUUUCCGAGAAAAGGUGGCUACAAAAAAGGAGCUGGAUCCAUUGGUAUGUCUAUGACGAGAAGAAGGCAAACUUUGUCUUGUUCACUUUAGGGCGCGGGGCGGCAUCAGAAGAGAUAAGAGCCAAAGGAGGCAUUCGCCUGGACACGUCGAGCACUGUAAUAGGUGAUAAUCGACGAGGGCUAAGGGCUUCUGCUUCUUCUGACAUUACGGCAUGGAGCAGCACCAUCGCUCUCCUCUUGUCUCGGUUGAGUCUGAAAUCUGCUGACGAAACAUUAACACCUCGUCUUCCUCCAUCUCCCGCAUCCUGUAUCCCAAACUUGGAUAGUUCUACAUUACUAUUUCGCACCCUGACUACCUACCUGGCGAUAUCCACCCUAAAACCAAAUGGUCAGAAGCCGUGCGUUCCUCGAACUGACUUUUCGCUGCUUCCAUUGACACCAAGCCUCUUUCUCUAUACAACAAGCGGAAUUCACAUAGGAAACGCAUGGGUUUCCUCCGAGGCUACGUACAACGAAAUCUUGAGAAAUGAUCAGCAGCAUAAUAAUCGCCUCUCUAUCGAAGUGAUUAUACUGUCAACAUUUGACACUGGAGAUUGGCGAACCAGAAACGAAAAUCCAACAACGACGGAGUACAUAGAAGAGCUCAUGAAAGCAGGAAUGGAUUCUAGAGAUCUGGGCUCUCAGUUUGAGACUAGGAUUGAAUACGACUCGCUGAUUGCUGGUGUUUACGGUCGUAUGGUCAAGGAGCGAACGAGUGUUGCUACGAAAGAUCCAAGUGUUCAACUUCCAUCAGGUUUCUGGAAGCUCCUCGCGACGCAAGCCAGUCUUGAGAUUGCAGAGAGCGGCAAAUUUCCGGGUCAUACCGCGGCAGACUUACAACGCAACAUUGGCGCCUUGAAAGUAGGUGGCAAAUGUCUACCUCGUGAGAGGGCGUUCACACAAUACAUUUUUGACGACUUGAAAGGGGUUGGUCGUGGAAUGUUAGAAAAGAAAUCUGUGGGUUCCUUGCAGAUCCUACUCAUUGGCAGACUUGGGGUUCCAGACAAUAAAGGCAGCGCUGAAGUAAAAGAAAGGAUUAGCAUUGGUGAGAUACAUGAAGAUAGACUGGCACUCAUUGAGGGGCUUGCUGUUCGGGAUGUUCUUUUGAGAUAG
Molecule: messenger RNA, 1257 nt
Organism: Trichoderma aggressivum f. europaeum
Lineage: Eukaryota; Fungi; Ascomycota; Sordariomycetes; Hypocreales; Hypocreaceae
Exons: 1
Coding region: 1-1257 (418 amino acids)
Source: RefSeq, a predicted model, not a curated record